AUGGAAACAAUGAUGAAAAUAAAGACGGCGCUAAAGCUGGCGCCGUCUACCUGUGACGAGGAUUACAACCGCCGCAAACGUGAAAUGAAGGAUUUGUCCACGGCUAUUCGCAACUACAACACUGCCAUGGAGAAGGCAAAAGUGUCUUCUAGGCGCCUCGUAGAGGCGCUCACUGAAGCAAGCAGGGUAUUUGAAACGUUGUGCAACUACCCAAACAUCUCGGAUUGCACGAAGGAUUGUGCGCUGGGUCUAGUGGCCUCUAUGAAUCGUAUCGAAGGAACGACCUUUCCAGAGUUCAACGUUGCAAUGGACUCGACUGUUAUCACUGCUACUCACGGGCUGAAGGCCUUGUACGACGAGUGCGAGAGGCUGGAAGGCAAGCGCAAUAAGGUUAUGCACGAGUAUGAUACAUACCGCGAGGAGGUCUCAAAGAAAGAGACAGAAUACCAGCGCAAGUCAAAGAGCCUGUUGAAGUCGAAGUAUUAUAACACCGAGGUUGCGAGGCGAGACGAGCUGGAGGCGGCCUUCGACUCUGCGGAUCAGAAGUUCAAAGAUACCCACGACCAACUCAUGCAAAGUCGUUCAGUCGCAUCCACAGACGCUCUCAACGCAUUUGUGAGCUGCAUGUCCCGUUUCCUGCAAGCGAUCUCCGAAGAGUUCGAAAGGCUGAAAGGCUCUUCGGAGUAUGUGCUGCCAGUACUGCACAAUAUAAUGCGUGCAGGGUGCGAAAGCGACUAA
Molecule: messenger RNA, 738 nt
Organism: Leishmania mexicana MHOM/GT/2001/U1103
Lineage: Eukaryota; Euglenozoa; Kinetoplastea; Trypanosomatida; Trypanosomatidae
Exons: 1
Coding region: 1-738 (245 amino acids)
Source: RefSeq, a predicted model, not a curated record